This is a messenger RNA of Sinocyclocheilus rhinocerous, 4001 nucleotides long. RefSeq names its product mannosidase, alpha, class 2B, member 2 (gene man2b2). The record is from RefSeq and is a predicted model, not a curated record. Gene Ontology annotation, molecular function: carbohydrate binding; alpha-mannosidase activity. Gene Ontology annotation, biological process: mannose metabolic process. Bases 69 to 3143 code for a protein of 1024 amino acids. Lineage: Eukaryota; Metazoa; Chordata; Actinopteri; Cypriniformes; Cyprinidae. Gene Ontology annotation, cellular component: lysosome. The transcript is spliced from 19 exons.
UGAUCACACGCAGUCAUGAGACUCUCUUGAAACACCGGUUACGAUUUUUCGAUGAUCUUGUAGUGGCAAUGGUGUUUUUAUCUUUCUUUCUCGGUUUACUGCUCAUGACGGUCUCUGAAAACGAUGCAGCCGAGAGGAUUCAAGCUUUCGUCAUUCCUCACAGUCAUAUGGAUGUUGGCUGGGUGUACACGGUCCAGGAGAGCAUGCAUGCAUACGCCAGCAAUGUGUACAGCAGUGUAGUUGAAGAGCUGUCACGAGUCAAAAGCCGCAAAUUCAUCGCAGUUGAACAGGAGUUUUUCCGACUCUGGUGGGUGAAUGUGGCAACAGAUUGGCACAAGAAACAGGUGAGACAGCUGCUAAAAGAGGGUCGUCUGGAGUUCAUAAUCGGGGGUCAGGUGAUGCAUGAUGAAGCAGUGACAGAUGUAGAUGAUGCCAUUCUUCAGCUCACAGAGGGACACGGCUUCUUGUAUGAGACUUUUGGUGUUCGGCCACGUUUCGGAUGGCAUGUUGAUCCGUUUGGUGCAUCAGCCACCACCCCGGUCCUCUUUGCACUUGCGGGGUUUGACGCUCACCUCAUCUCUCGCAUUGACUACGACCUUAAAGAUGACAUGCAGAAAAACAAGAAAUUGCAGUUUGUGUGGAGAGGUUCACCAUCCUUAAAGGAAAAACAAGAGAUAUUCACACACACUAUGGACCAGUUCAGUUACUGCACACCAUCGUAUCUCCCCUUCUCUAACAGGUCUGGGUUUUACUGGAAUGGUGUCGCUCUGUUUCCGGACCCUCCUAAAGAUGGCAUAUACCCCAACAUGAGUCUGCCAGUGACCAAAGAAACUGUAGAGCUUUACGCACAGACCAUGGUGGACAACAUCAAACAGAGGGCCCAGUGGUUCAGAACCAGUCAUGUUCUCUGGCCUUGGGGUUGUGACAAGCAGUUCUUCAAUGCAUCAGUGCAGUUUAUGAACAUGGAUGUUUUAAUGAACUACAUUAACACACACAGUGACAAGUAUGGAGUUGCAGUGCAGUAUGCCACGCUACAGGACUAUUUCCAGACAGUGCACCAAACAAAUCUGUCCUGGGAUGUGAGAGGAAACCAAGACUUCCUUCCUUACUCAACAGAACCGUUUCAGGCAUGGACGGGGUUCUAUGGGUCCAGAAAUGUUCUGAAAGGAGUAGCUAGACGAGCGAGUUCCCUCCUGUAUGCAGCAGAGUCUCUCUUCACUAGAUACCGUAUCAGCUACCCAGAUGGUCCAGUUCAGAGAGAAUGGGCUCUAGACAAACUCAAGGCCCUGCGAUGGGCUGUCUCAGAGGUUCAGCACCACGAUGGCAUCACAGGGACAGAAUCCCCUAAAGUGGCUGAUAUGUACAUGGAGCAUCUCAUGCAAGGCAUGAUGGGAGCUGAGGAGCUCUUGGCAGCCAUAUUCUUACUUCCACAAACCCUUGAACUUUCCAACGACAUCCAUCACACGCCCCAAACCAGAUCCACCACAGUGAAGACCGACUCCGGAAAUGUUCUUGAACAGCAUAUCAUCGUGUACAACCCACUUGCCUGGAACAUUUCAACAUAUAUUAAUAUUUCUGUGGCAUACGCAAUGGCAGUUGUGCUUGACGAUGAUGGAAAGGCAGUACCUGCUCAGAUCCAGCAAUCGAUGGAGUCUUCCACUGUCUACGAUCUGUUCUUCGUUGUUGAGCUGGGUGGACUGCAGUACAGAAAGUACAUUGUGCAGUUCCCACAAUCCCACUGUGACACUGGAUCUGCCUGUGGGGCGACUCAUGUGGCCAGAGUAGUGACAUUUAAAAAGAAGAAUGUGAGUCAGUGGAAGAGGACGGGUAGGAAGUUGUUACCAGUGCUGAAUGAGUGCUACAAACUGAUGUUUGACCAAGAGACAAACCUUCUGCACAGCAUCACAGACCGGUGUGAAAAGAUGAGAGUUAGAGUACAGCAGGAUUUCUGGGAGUAUGAGGCCAAUGGGGACGUCCACUCCGGGCCGAUCUCAGACAACUACAUCUUUACUGCCAGCGGCUCAGCUAUUCCUGCAUACAAAUCUGUGGCCAUGGAGAUUGUGCCAGGGAAGGUAGUCUCAGAGAUACGCCAGUAUUUCUACAGAGAGGAAGAAGACAAGAACCACACUUACUCGGUGGUCACCAGAGUGCCGGUGGGGUUUGAGGGUCGGCUGGCAUGUUUCAGACUGGAGCAGAGCUAUAAAGUGGGCCCCCUAGAGAUAAACAGAGAGACCGUGUUCAGAACCCGCACGAGUCUGAAGAAUAACCGAACACUGUUUACUGAUAACAACGGCUAUCAGAUGAUGAAAAGGACAUAUAAGACCUUUGUGAACAACACAAUCGCCCGUAAUUACUACCCAAUGGUACGAGCGGCCUACAUACAAGAUGAUUCCAGCAGAGUUGUGUUCCUCGGUGAAAGAGCUCAUGGAGUGGCCAGUCUAAGUCAGGGUCAACUAGAAGUGAUGCUUCAUAGACGGCUUUGGAAUAACCAGGAGUGGAAUCUGGGUUAUAAUCUGACUCUUAAUGACUCGUCUGUGGUGAGGCCCGUUCUCUGGAUGAUGCUGGGCUCGCCUUCUGCAUUGUCAUCUAUCUACCAACAGGAGGCACUAGAGCUGCAGCACAGACCUGUGGUUAUGCCCAUUGACCAACCCCGUGAGUUUGCAGACACAGAAAAGCCGUGGAAUCAGAGAGAGAAAUUUAGUGGGCCGUUUGUUCAGCCGGUUGUGGUGCCCCAGAACCUCCACAUGCAGACCCUCAGCAUCCCUGGCUGGAACUACAGUCCUGAUCACACCCAGCACCUCCACAGUCUCAACUUAGGUGGAGAGAGAAAGUCUGAGAUAGACUUUGACCGUAUUCUUUUGAGAAUCACACACCUGUAUGAAGGGGGAGAAGACCCAGUCCUAUCACAACCCACCGUUAUUAACCUGAAGGAAGUUAUGAGAGGCAUAGGUGAAUUAACCAGAGUUCAGGAGCGUUCCCUCACUGGAACAUGGAAUAUAUCAGACCUCCAGAGGUGGAGCUGGAAAACCAAUGAAAGUGUACGGAAAGAAGAGCAAAUUGAUUUUUUCAGCUGCACAACCCAGGACUUCAAUGUGACCAUUUAUCCGAAGGAGAUCAGAACCUUUUUCAUUUACUUUAAAUAGACAGAUUUGCAGAAUCAGACUUUUAUCUUCUGUGAAGAUUCUUUAUUAAGAUUAUUUCUAAAUUGUGAGUAAAGAUUUUAAGAUGCGUACAAUCUGAAUCACCUUUUGAAAAUUUGCUUUAUUUUUUCUUAUGAAAUUAUUAAAGAUAGUGUUAAGCAUCACACAUCUUGUGAAGUGUUUAGACUCAUUUGUGUUCUUUGCUCAUUUAGAAAGUACAUAUACAAUCUUGACAUCAGGUCAGUGGGUGAGUGUGAACUUUAUUUGUUGAAGUUCCAUGCAAAAACUUUUAUAUCGCCACUGAUACAUGAAUAGCAUUGCUGUUAUGUUUUCACAUUGGCUUAAAGCAAUAUUCCACAUCAAAAUGAGAAUUCUGUCAUAAUGCGCACACCUGUAUGAUGUUCAGUGUCAUCCAGUUUUGAAACAUGUUGUUCCAAGCUGUCUUUUUUUUUUUUUUGGUCUACAUUGUACAAUAGAAGUCAAUGGGCUCCAAUUUAGUUGGGUUCCCAACAUUCUUCAUAAUAUCUUUUGAGUUGAUGAAAGAAACAGGAUGAAGACAGAAUUUUCAUUUUUGGGUGGAAUACCCCAUCCAAGAAGGUAAAUAAUAUGGUGAAAACAUUGUCAACACAUACAACUCAUACAACAGUAUGAAGACUGUAACUAGAUUUAUUUAUUUUAUUUUUAUUGUUUAUUACAUUAGUUUAUUCAAUUUUAAUAACUUUUAAUUUGUGUAUUGACAAUGUCCAUACACCAACGGAUUCAGUAUAUGAAUUGGAACAUACAGUAUAUGUUCUGUAAAAGGCUAUUUUUACAAGUUUUAUAUGUUGUAUUGUAAAGCUGAUUGAGAUAUUAAUUCAUACU